AUGCCAUUGCCAUCUGUGCCACCAUCUCGCGGCGCCGAUUCCGUGGUCCACAUAGAACUCUUCGGCAAGAGGCAGCUGGCCUGGUUUCAGACCUUCCUGGAAUUGCCCCACGGUAUCCAUCCCACGACACCUUUGGCGAUGUGUGUUCGCCCGCCUGGACCCAGUGCAGUUGCAGAAUAG
Molecule: messenger RNA, 180 nt
Organism: Geodia barretti
Lineage: Eukaryota; Metazoa; Porifera; Demospongiae; Tetractinellida; Geodiidae
Source: the annotation of a GenBank genome assembly